Pocillopora meandrina is the source of this 2297-nucleotide messenger RNA. NCBI's taxonomy places the organism in Eukaryota, Metazoa, Cnidaria, Anthozoa, Scleractinia, Pocilloporidae. The record is from the annotation of a GenBank genome assembly.
AUGGCGGACGGCUCGCAGAAUUUAGUUCCUAACUCGGUUCAAAACAAACCAAAUACAAGCGGAAUUUCGGGAAGUCAGCCAGCGACAAGUCAACCCACAGCUUCUAAUACAGCUGCGGCAACUGUGUCCCAUGUGGAUACUAAAGUCAGAAACGCUGGUGCUUCUUUGGCGGAGUUUUUAACCCAGUUGGAUGACUACACACCGACGGUAUAGAAGUUAAAUAGUUAUGCUGAUUAUUUUUCAGUUUUUGUUUGUGUCUAAUGUAAUGACUGAAUUUUUGUAUUAGUGAAUCUUGGCUUCGUCUAAAUACAUAGAAAUGCAAGAAGCGUAGCUGAUAGCUAGCUGUUUCGUUGAUAAGACGUGAUUGUCCAAAUUUUCUUUUGAGCAAAACAAGGGCUUAGGUCAGGGGUAAUCCGGGGCAAGAUUUCCGCACAUAAUUCAUACAGGUCUUACAUAGAGAGAACAAAAUGUCAUAUACAGAAUACAGGGCGACUUAUUUACAUUUCAUUGAAUCACUAUACAUCCUUUUAUGUUCUGCCUUGUUCUUCAAAGCAUGCCGACUAGGCGGACCUUAAUGGCCCCUGUUCCCACUCAACCAACCAAGCAGAACUGAGUGUUUGCUUCUAAUUUUUCCGUACAGACCUUUUAGCCACAGAUUCCUUCCCCUCUCAUCAAAAAGAAAGGCUAAGUUGGCCUACAGGAUAAAAAAUUCCAAGCUUAUGUUAUAAAGCAUUCUUUUUCAAUGAUUUCUUAGAUACCAGAUGCUGUAACAGCAUUUUAUUUAAAUCGUGCAGGAUUUGACUCCACAGACCCAAGAGUGUAAGUUGAAUUGGAAUCAGUUAUCUUGGGGGUAUGAUGCUUUUUAGAAGUACAAGAAUUGUGUUUGUAAAUGGAUAAGAAAGAUGAUAAAUUUUGAGUCUGAAUGAACUGAGAUGUUGUUAAUUCAUCACCAGCAUGUAAUGAGGUAAAACAAAGAGUUACUAAACAGGUUUUGAACCAAAGACCUAGAGACUUCACAAUCUGAUGCUCUACUAAAGUAUUACUCAUACUCAAAAUUUACCAGUGGUAGAAGUGGUGAUUGCGCAUAAGGGUGCUUGUCUCUAGUCUUCAAAUAUUAGGGACCUGGUGAAGUUACUUCUUUUAGUUCUCAGGCAAAAAUUUUGCUUUCUCUCUCUACUCAGGAGUAUGAGCAGGUACUGGCAAACCAUUUAGAGAAUCUGAUGAAAUGUUGAUGUGGGAGGGGGGGGUAACAAAAGAUGAGGUAGCAUUCUAUCCAGAGGGGAGUAGAUGAUUGCUAAUUUGUAUCUUUUUGGGUGUUCUUCAUCCUCUGUAAUUCCUUUAACUGCUGGGUUAUUGACUAGCGCAACUUUCCUUUCACUGCAGAGUGAGGAUGAUUUCUCUUGCUGCACAGAAGUUUAUAUCAGAUAUUGCUAAUGAUGCUCUGCAGCACUGUAAGAUGAGGGGGUCAGGCCAGAGUUCAAGAAAAUCUGGCAAAGUAAGUUCUGUAACAAUUUUAAUUCAUGCACUUAUUCUUAGUUUAUUCAUACUAAUUAAGUCAACAUACAAAGUGUUACUCCUUUAUCUGCUUGCAGAAGGCUUUUGUGAGGCAGUUGAUGGAUCACAACUUGCUUGAUUUUGUGACUGACAUUAUCUGGUUGUGAAUACAUCUUUCUCAUCAACAAGUAAUUAAUUGGACAACAGAUGAAUUCACAACAAACAUAAUUAACUUCUUGAGAAAAUUGAGUAAAAUUUGUUUGUAUUUUGCAGGACAAGCGUUAUACAUUAACCAUGGAAGACUUGACCCCAGCACUUAGUGAAUAUGGAAUAACUGCCAGAAAACCUCCAUACUUUAUUUAAUGUAACUUUAUCAUACCCAUGUAAAUAUGGUAAAUUGAUUAUUAAUGAACUGUAGACUUCUCUUUGUUGAAUGGAAAGAAAUUUAUAGGCAAUAAAGUGCAUUUUGUAAUGUUAGUGAUGUUGGGUACAGGGAAAUGGCAUUACUUGACAAUUAAUUCCACACCCUUGGACAAAAAUCUGUCUUGGAGUCAACCCUUUAUUUUUUUCAAGAGGAUUCAGGAUUUGAACAUUGAAAUAUUGUAAGAAUAAAGGCUUGCUUUUUAGAAUCAGUAAGGGAAUAAGCCCAAGCAGGGUGGAACAAUGAGCAGACUCAAGCCAGAAAUUUACAACCUUCGGCAAGAAUGCUCUUCUAAAUAAUUAAAAACAUUUAAAAAUUGAAUUUUACCUGCUAAUGCCAGGAAGAGAGAUAUCUCUCAGGGGAAAUAGAACUACCUUUUCCC